GUUUUCCAAGACAUGGAGACGCUCGAGAAGUUUUUGGGUCUGCGAUCACUGUACUUGUUCAACCUGAUGAGCACCCUGUGCGCAAUGCCUGGUGUUGACAUCAAAGAUGUCCAUUCGGACACUCUUGUCAUGCUGCGGUCGCUUGCUGAGUCAGUCACCAAAGAUCCACUCCACAUGAACAAGCUUGUCCCCUUCGAUAUCUUGCUCAGCUGGGGCGAGUGGAGCAAGCGGUGGGUCGAGCUCUUGCAGGGCGCCGCUACGGUGGCUGACGUGUGCAAGCGCGUGGACAAGUACUGCAAGUGUGAAGACGGGGAUGGUUGUUUGUCAAUCGCUGACAAGCUGGGCGCCAUCGCAAGGCUGAAGUCGGAGCAGCGUGCUGAUGCAACCCGACCUUUGGAUGCGCGAGCAGGCACACGGGCAUGCGACGUGUAA
This is a messenger RNA of Effrenium voratum, 432 nucleotides long. The record is from the annotation of a GenBank genome assembly. NCBI's taxonomy places the organism in Eukaryota, Dinophyceae, Suessiales, Symbiodiniaceae.